This is a messenger RNA of Diaporthe citri, 2070 nucleotides long. RefSeq lists its product as uncharacterized. NCBI's taxonomy places the organism in Eukaryota, Fungi, Ascomycota, Sordariomycetes, Diaporthales, Diaporthaceae. Gene Ontology annotation, biological process: carotene catabolic process. The transcript has 2 exons. Gene Ontology annotation, molecular function: carotenoid dioxygenase activity. The coding region runs from base 1 to 2070 and encodes 689 amino acids. The record is from RefSeq and is a predicted model, not a curated record.
AUGGCAGCUCAAUCGGCAUCUCCCUCUCCAUCUCCAAACGCUAUUAUCAGGUCGGUGGACAAUGAACAGGGUGAUCUGCAAGAUGCCGUCCGCAACGCCGUGGAUGGAGCCUACCUCGGUUGGCCCAACGAAGCUGGGUUUGCCAACCUCGAAGAGCAUCGCGGCCCAAUUGAACUCCCAGUCCGAGGCCACAUCCCCUCUUGGGCCGCGGGCUCCCUCUUUCGGACCGGACCUGGGGCCAACACAGUCGAUAAUACCCCCAGGGGAACGCUUCACAUCUCUCACUGGUUUGAUGGCCUAGCACACACCCAUCGUUUCGAUAUCAUCGCUGGAAAGGACGGCGGUGGCACUCAGGUUUGGUAUUCGUCCCGGCGGCAGUGCGACGACUUCAUCGAACAUGCACAGAAGAAUGGAGUUCGUGACAUCAUCACCUUCGGGCAGCGUGCUGAUCCCUGCAUUGGCCUGUUUGGCAAGAUAAUGAGCGCCUGGAUGGUCGCAAAUACGAGGAGGGAGACAAAGAAGGUGGAGAAUAUCGCCGUGACUGUGCAGCUAGACGUGCCUGGUCUCCAGUCGGCGGCUCAGGGUGGCGCUCUGCCGCAGAAGACGGUGUGGCUUGGCACGGACUGCCACCUCCUACGAGAAGUAGACAGGCACACCCUUGAGCCCAUCGGAUUUGCCAGGCAAGAUGGUCUACAUCCAGAACUUGAUGGAGAGCUCUCCUGCGCCCAUGUCCAGCGCUGUCCAACAACUGGCGACUACAUCAAUGUCAACAUCAAGGCAGGCCUCCCAGCCACCUACAAAGUCUUUCGAGUGUCCGCAGCCACCGGUGAGACCGAGAUACUUGCCACCAUCAGUCGAUUAGACAUACCGAUGGCAUACAUCCACAGUUUCUUCCUAAGCCAGCAUUUUGUUGUGCUGCGCGUGCCGAGCUCUCACUUUUCUCUCGACGGACUUGGCAUCCUGUGGAAGAGGAACCUGCUGGACGCCAUGAAACCUUUCAAUCCGAGUAGGAAGAACAAAUGGUUCAUCGUUGACAGAUUGCGAGGACGAGGAGUGGUGGCUGAGUUCGAAACGGAGGCCGCAUUCUUUUUCCACACAGUGAACUGCUUUGACAAGAUGUACCUCGACGCAAAAGACGAUGUGGAAAAGUGGAGCAUCACCUGCGAUACGAUCGAGUACCCCAACAUGAACAUCCUAACGGGGCUUUAUUACGACGUUGUGUUGAACCAAGAUGGCAAGGCGAGGACUGCUUGGGGAACAGAAGAGCAGGCCAGAGACACGCUACCGCGGCUCACGAGAUGGAAGUUCACUCUUCCCUUGCACCAUCACAUUCCAUCCCAGAGCCCGCGGUCACUCGUAUCCAAGUUUCACGAUCGAUUGAAGGUAAUGGCUGAUGAGGUCUGCAGGAGGGGCGAGGAGCUGGGCCAAAAGAUUCGUCAGAAGGCAGACACGGUCAUCGCGGUACUCGGGGGCUUACCAGCAAUGGCGCUCUCUGUCUUGAGACCCCGACUGGCCAUUCAGCAUGUCCCAAUGGAAGAAGGAUUGCAGGAAAGGAGGAAUGACGAACGGAUCUUUGAGGCCCAGGCAAGCACUCUAAAGCCUGCAUACUCGAUCUUCACCCCCGAGUCGACAUCGACUAUCGGCAUUCCCAGUCCACAUGUAGGCGAGUUACCGACCAUCAACCCAGCCUACCACACGAGGCCAUACCGUUACGUGUACUCUUUGGCGAUGAGCGGAAGGUCCACGCUUGUGGACACGAUAGUGAAGACAAACCUGGUCUCACGAGCUGUGCUGCAGUGGAACAACCCGCCGGGGCACACACCAGGGGAGGCGAUCUUCGUGCAGCGGCCAGGCGCAGUAAAGGAGGAUGAUGGAGUCUUGCUGAGCGUGGUGCUGGAUGGUUUCUGCAGGAACAGCUAUCUCUUGUGCCUGGAUGCCCGGACAAUGUGUGAGGUGGGCAGGGCCGAGAUGGACUUCGCGGUUGGAUUCGGAUUCCAUGGCGUGCACGACCCGAACUUACCGGUCGCCACCACGUCCGAGGAGUCGUCCGACCAGGGUGACAAGACGUGA